This is a messenger RNA of Drosophila rhopaloa, 297 nucleotides long. RefSeq lists its product as uncharacterized. The coding region runs from base 1 to 297 and encodes 98 amino acids. Lineage: Eukaryota; Metazoa; Arthropoda; Insecta; Diptera; Drosophilidae. The transcript has 2 exons. The record is from RefSeq and is a predicted model, not a curated record.
AUGCGGUGUCUCUGCGUUUUUUUGUUGAUCCUCAUCCUUUAUUUCUUUUCAAUAAAGGCGCAACGUCUGAAUUGCAAUAGGAUUCGUGAGAAUUGUCAACCAUGUAUGAGACGUUUGGUGGAUCCCAUCAACGAUCUGGAAUUUAUAAAUAGAGAUUGUAGGGAAAAAGUCGGUGAACGUUGGAUUUGGCGUGAUGUAAGGCGUUGUGACAUGCAAAUUGUUGCCUGCGAAAAUCACGACAGCAAACUGGAUUGUGAUACUGUGGCCAGGUUGGCAGGAAUGAGAAGACGGCGUUGA